Messenger RNA from Pipistrellus nathusii (Nathusius's pipistrelle), 609 nucleotides. The record is from the annotation of a GenBank genome assembly. NCBI's taxonomy places the organism in Eukaryota, Metazoa, Chordata, Mammalia, Chiroptera, Vespertilionidae.
AUGGCGGUGACGGGCUGGCUGGAGAGCCUGCGGGCGGCCGAGAAGACGGCGCUGCUGCAGGACGGGAGAAGGAAGGUGCACUAUUUGUUCCCAGACGGGAAGGAAAUGGCCGAAGAAUAUGACGAGAAGACAAGUGAACUGCUUGUAAGAAAGUGGCGAGUAAAAAGUGCCCUGGGAGCCUUGGGCCAGUGGCAGAUUGAGGUGGGAGAGCCAGCACUCCACGGAGCAGGGAGCCUGGGGCCUGAACUCAUCAAGGAAAGCAAUGCCAAUCCCAUCUUCAUGCGCAAGGACACCAAGAUGUGUUUCCAGUGGCGGAUUCGAAACCUCCCCUACCCCAAGGAAGUCUACAGUGUCUGUGUGGACCAGAAGGAGCGCUGUGUUGUUGUCAGAACAACCAACAAAAAGUACUACAAGAAGUUCUCCAUUACUGAUCUGGACAGAUACCAGCUACCGCUGGAUGAUUCUUUGCUGAGCUUUGCUUAUGCCAACUGCACCCUGAUCAUCUCCUACCAGAAGCCAAAGGGAGUCCUGGAGGCCGAGUCAGAGCUGCAGAAGGAGCUGAAGAAGGUAAAGAUGGCCCACAGUGAUGGGGACUGUAAGACCCAGUAG